UACGGUUCCGUUGCUUGUGGCGGCCAGCGGGAGGAGAAGGUCGGAGGAGGAGGGAGGGCGGGGGGAGCGACCGAUCGACUGACCGACGAUGACGGGGAAGGCGAAGCCGAAGAAACACACGGCGAAGGAGAUCGCGGCAAAGAUCGACGCGGCGACGACGAACCGAGGGGGCGGCAGGGCGGGGGUGGCGGACCGGUCGGGCCAGGAAAAGGGCGGCCACGCCAAGCUGGAGUGCCCCCACUGCAAGACCACCGUCCCCGACCUUAAGUCCAUGCAGAUACACCACGACGCCCGCCACCCCAAGAUUCCCUUCGACGAGUCCAAGCUCGUCAACCUCCACACCAGCCACGCACCUGAGACCUCCAAGGCCCGCCCCGGCGUCCGCGGCAGCUUCAAGAAGUAGCGCCCUCUAUCGCCUCCCCUCAUUGGUAAUCCUACUACUAGCAUGUUCCUCAGUUCGCCCUUGCCUGCUGCUCCUACUUAUAUUAGUAUCAUCGUCAUCGUUGUCGAUGUGCUUCUUGUACCUCGACCUUUGUGCACGAUCGAUCGUCAUGUCGUCCUAUGUGUAGUAUGACAAGCAGGUAUAUGUUUGUGUGGUGGAGAGACGUGAAUAAGUUAUUAUGAUCAGACCCUGUUAUAUGGUAUUCCUACUAUUAUCAUCUUUCUUAACUCA
Messenger RNA from Musa acuminata subsp. malaccensis (wild Malaysian banana), 673 nucleotides. Its product is annotated as protein METHYLENE BLUE SENSITIVITY 1-like. The record is from RefSeq and is a predicted model, not a curated record. NCBI's taxonomy places the organism in Eukaryota, Viridiplantae, Streptophyta, Magnoliopsida, Zingiberales, Musaceae.